CAUUUCCCUGUCCAACUCUGCACUACUCAGUCUGGAUUCUGGAGCACAGCAAGCAAGACUGUAGUGUCAUCAUGGGGCUCACACACGACCCAAACUUCCACAAACUGCAAGACUGGUACACCGCUCAUGCUCUCAGCCUCAACAUGAGGCACUUGUUUGAGAGUGACAAAGAGAGAUUCAACAAGUUCAGCUUAACACUGAACACACAAGAUGGGGACAUUCUUCUUGAUUACUCUAAGAAUCUGAUCACAGAUGAAGUUAUGAAAAUGCUGAUUGAUCUGGGUCAGUCACGAGGAAUUGAAGCUGCUCGGGAGAAGAUGUUCACCGGUGAGAGGAUCAACUUCACAGAGGACCGUGCUGUGCUCCAUGUGGCUUUGAGGAACCGCAGCAACAAGCCCAUCAUGGUCGAUGGUAAAGAUGUGAUGCCAGAAGUGAACAAAGUUUUGGAGAAGAUGAAGGGCUUCUGUCAUAGAGUUCGUAGUGGACAGUGGAAAGGCUACACUGGAAAGACCAUCACAGAUGUUGUAAACAUUGGGAUUGGAGGAUCUGACCUUGGUCCACUCAUGGUAACUGAGGCUCUCAAGCCUUAUGCAAAAGAUGGUCCACGUGUGUGGUUUGUGUCCAACAUUGAUGGGACACAUAUUGCCAAAACGCUGGCUCAGCUCAAUCCGGAGACUACCCUUUUCAUCAUUGCAUCCAAGACAUUCACCACACAGGAGACCAUUACUAAUGCUGAAUCUGCAAAAGCAUGGUUCCUUGAACAUGCCAAAGACAAAGCUGCUGUUGCCAAGCACUUUGUGGCUCUGUCUACAAAUGCUCCCAAAGUGAAGGAUUUUGGCAUCGACACUGAAAACAUGUUUGAGUUCUGGGACUGGGUUGGUGGUCGUUUUUCUUUAUGGUCAGCAAUUGGUUUGUCCAUUGCUCUCCAUAUUGGUUUUGAAAACUUCGAGAAGCUUCUGUCGGGAGCUCACUGGAUGGAUAACCACUUCUGUACUGCUCCUCUCAGUAAGAAUGCCCCAGUACUUCUGGCUUUGCUGGGAAUUUGGUACAUCAACUUUUUCCAUGCUGAAACUCAUGCCAUGUUACCCUAUGACCAAUACAUGCACCGCUUCACUGCAUACUUCCAACAGGGAGACAUGGAGUCCAAUGGAAAGUACAUAACUAACCAUGGGGCUCGUGUCAACUACCACACUGGACCCAUAGUGUGGGGAGAGCCUGGUACCAAUGGACAGCAUGCCUUUUAUCAGCUUAUCCAUCAGGGAACACGCAUGGUGCCCUCUGACUUUUUGAUCCCAGCUCAAUCUCAGCACCCAAUCAGGAACAGCCUGCACCAUAAGAUCCUAUUGGCAAACUUCCUUGCCCAAACAGAGGCUCUGAUGAGAGGCAAAACCACUGAAGAGGCCAGGAAGGAGCUGGAGGCCAGUGGACUCAGUGGAGAAGAUUUGGAAAAGAUCUUACCACAUAAAGUAUUCCAGGGAAACCGACCAACAAAUUCAAUCAUUUUCAAAAAACUCACUCCGUACACCCUAGGAGCACUUAUAGCAUUGUAUGAGCACAAGAUCUUUGUUCAGGGUGUAAUGUGGGAGAUUAACAGCUUUGACCAGUGGGGUGUGCAGCUAGGCAAACAACUGGCUCAGAAGAUUGAACCUGAAUUGCAGGAUUCUAAAGAAGUCCAGUCUCAUGAUUCUUCCACCAACGGACUCAUCAACUUCCUCAAGAAAAACUUUGCAUAAACCUCAAACCUUUCCAACAAUGUUUUCAGCUCCACAAAGAAGGCAGCUGUUCCAUCAUACACAGUUUGCAACCACAUUGGCUUGCAUUUAAAUGUUUUUGUUUGCUGGUUUGCACUUUGAAUAACAGAGAGAAGAAAAUUCAAAUAGAA
This is a messenger RNA of Periophthalmus magnuspinnatus, 1882 nucleotides long. It is a transcript of the gene gpib, whose product is annotated as glucose-6-phosphate isomerase b. Gene Ontology annotation, cellular component: cytosol. NCBI's taxonomy places the organism in Eukaryota, Metazoa, Chordata, Actinopteri, Gobiiformes, Gobiidae. Gene Ontology annotation, molecular function: glucose-6-phosphate isomerase activity; monosaccharide binding; carbohydrate derivative binding. Bases 72 to 1733 code for a protein of 553 amino acids. The record is from RefSeq and is a predicted model, not a curated record. Gene Ontology annotation, biological process: glycolytic process; glucose 6-phosphate metabolic process; gluconeogenesis. The transcript has 18 exons.